Molecule: messenger RNA, 2146 nt
Organism: Megalops cyprinoides (Indo-Pacific tarpon)
Lineage: Eukaryota; Metazoa; Chordata; Actinopteri; Elopiformes; Megalopidae
Product: SEC14-like protein 5
Exons: 14
Coding region: 1-2112 (703 amino acids)
Cellular component (GO): cytoplasm
Source: RefSeq, a predicted model, not a curated record
AUGGUACAGAAAUAUCAGUCUCCGGUCAGAGUCCACAAGUACCCCUUUGAAAUGGUAAUGGCGGCGUAUGACAGGCGCUUCCCCACCUGUCCCCUGAUCCCCGUCUUCCUGGGCAGCGAGGUCCUCGGUGAGGUCACCAGUGAGGACGGCUCCUUGCGCACGGUGGAGCGAAGGUGCAAGCUCCACAUGGACGCGCCACGGCUCCUUAAAAAGAUUGCAGGUGUGGAAUAUGUCUACUUCAUUCAGAAGAACAUUUAUAACUGGAAGGACAGGACUCUACUAAUUGAAGCCCACAAUGAGACCUUCGCCAGCAGAGUGGCUGUCACCGAGACCUGCUGUUACAGUGUUCAUCCUGAGAAUGAGGACUGGACGUGUUUUGAGCAGUCAGCCUCCAUGGACAUCAAGUCUUUCUUCGGAUUUGAGAGCACUGUGGAGAAGAUUGGCAUGAAACAGUACACUGCCAACAUCAAGAGAGGUAAAGAAGUGAUUGAGUACUAUGUGAAGGAGCUGAUGGAAGAGGGGAUCUCUGAAAUCCCACGCUGGGCGCCCCCGGAGAAGCAUACCCUGACCGGGCCCCCUGCCUCUUCCUGCGGCCCCUCUCCCCUCUCAUCGCCGGACUCCAGGCUGGACCUGGACUCCCUCGCACACAGCGUCACCAAAGACGGCCCGCCAGAGCCGACCACGCCCGAUGUGGACAAGUUAGAUGCAGAUUAUAUUGAGCGCUACCUGGGGAAACUGGCACCAAUGCAGGAGAGCUGUCUGAUUCAGCUGAGGCGGUGGCUGCAGGAGACCCACAAAGGAAAGAUCCCCAAAGAUGAGCACAUCCUCCGCUUCCUGCGCGCCCGGGACUUCAACCUGGACAAGGCGCGGGAGAUGCUGUGCCAGUCGCUGGCCUGGAGGAAGCAGCACCAGGUAGACUCCAUCUUGGAGGCUUGGAGGCCCCCUGCCUUCCUGGAGGAGUAUUACGCCGGCGGGUGGCACUUCCACGACAGCAGCGGGCGACCGCUCUACAUCCUGCGCCUGGGCCAGAUGGACACCAAGGGCCUGGUGAAAGCGCUGGGGGAGGAGGCCUUGCUCAGACAUGUGCUAUCAAUCAAUGAGGAGGGACAGAAAAGGUGUGCGGAGAACACCAAAAUAUUUGGAAGACCGAUCUCGUCUUGGACGUGUCUCCUUGACCUGGAAGGCUUGAGCAUGAGGCACCUGUGGAGGCCGGGGGUGAAGGCCCUCCUGCAGAUCAUUGAGGUGGUGGAGGCCAAUUACCCCGAAACUCUGGGCAGGCUUCUGAUUGUGCGCGCCCCACGCGUCUUCCCCGUGCUGUGGACACUGGUCAGUCCGUUCAUAAAUGACAACACACGGCAGAAAUUCCUGGUCCUCGGCGGUAUCAGCUCUCAGGGACUGGAAGGACUGGCAGAGUACAUCAGCGAAGAGAUCAUCCCAGACUUCCUCGGUGGGGAUUGUCUCUGCAAUGUGCCAGAGGGCGGCCUGGUUCCAAAGUCCCUCUAUCAAACAGUGGAGGAGCCGGAGAAUACAGGCCACAUAAAACUGUGGGCUGAGACCAUCUACCAGACUGCCCAUGUCUUUAAAGGAGCACCCCAUGAGUGUUUCAUCGAGAUUCCGGAGAGCUCCUCGGUUAUCACGUGGGACUUUGACGUGCUGAGAGGAGACCUGCUGUUCAACAUCUUCCGCUCCAAAAGGGCCCCUCAGGCAGACAGUAAGGAUGCUUCAACCACGGCACCCGGGGGUGUCCGCAAUGUGCAGCUGAUAGAGAAGACCUGGGUGCCCGGCGUGGACUACAGCAUGGUGGAGCCACCUCUCCUGUGUCGAGAAGGAGAGAGCAUCCAGGGCUCCCACAUAACCCGCUGGCCUGGCCACUACAUCCUGCAGUGGAAGGUGGGGGGUCCUCUGUCUGGAUCCGGAUCGGAUGACGCUCCACCCAUCCUGCAGGGCUCCUCCCACAAGUGCAAGGUCAUGUACUACACAGAGGUGUUGGCUUCCCGGGACUUCAGGGGUUCGAUGACCAGCCUGGAGUCGUGGCAGAGCGGCUUCUCCCACCUCAGUGCUGCCACUACAUCCUCUAGCCAGUCCCAGAACAGCUCCCUCACCUCCAGAUAGACCCAGGACCAGAGCCUAACCUGGCAUGGGCCAG